AUGGCCGGUGGUUCAGAUGUGGCUGAACCAGCUAGCUUGUCCUGUGCUAGCUGCGGCAAACCUGCCCAGCUUCAGUGUCCCAAAUGUGUGCAAUUGAAGCUUCCUCGUGAAACGGCCGCUUUCUGCACUCAGGAUUGUUUUAAGGCUUCUUGGAGCUCUCAUAAGUCAGUGCAUCUAAAGGCCAAGCCGUUGGAACCUGGGACAGGUACUCCGGAUAAUGAAGGUUGGCUAUAUUGCUUGAAGAAAGGACAGGCUCGAACACCAAAGCUUCCCUAUUUUGAUUGGACUGGGACACUGAGGCCAUAUCCUAUAUCUAGUAAGCGUUUAGUACCUGCUCAUAUUGAUCUACCUGAUUGGGCAGCUGAUGGAACUCCAAAAGUUGAGCCCAAUAGUGAUCUGCAGCAUAUUGUCGAGAUCAAGAAACCGGAACAAAUUGAGAGAAUGCGAGAAACUUGUCUAAUUGCAAGGAAGGUCUUGGAUAAAGCUGCUAGCGUAAUCCGACCUGGUAUCACAACUGAUGAAAUUGAUCGGGUGGUCCAUGAGGCUACUAUUGCUGAGGGUGGAUAUCCAUCUCCUCUCAAUUAUCAUUUCUUCCCCAAGUCUUGCUGCACGUCAGUCAAUGAAGUAAUUUGCCAUGGAAUUCCUGAUGCCAGGAAAUUAGAGGAUGGUGAUAUCGUCAAUGUUGAUGUGACCGUGUAUUAUAAAGGCGUCCAUGGUGAUCUAAAUGAAACAUACUUUGUGGGAAAUGUUGAUGAAGAGUCUCAACGGCUAGUCCAAUCUACUUAUGAGUGCUUGGAGAAAGCAAUAUCUAUUGUAAAACCUGGCAUGCGAUUUCGUGAAGUCGGUGAAGUCAUUAAUCGCCAUGCGACAAUGUCGGGAUUCUCUGUGGUGAAAUCAUAUUGCGGUCAUGGUAUUGGGGAGCUUUUUCAUUGUGCACCAAAUAUUCCCCAUUAUGCAAGAAAUAAAGCCGUUGGUGUGAUGAAAGCUGGACAGACUUUUACAAUUGAACCUAUGAUCAAUGCUGGGGUUUGGCGUGAUCGGAUGUGGCCCGAUGGAUGGACUGCUGUUACAGCAGAUGGCAAGCGCAGUGCUCAGUUUGAGCACACACUUCUGGUGACAGAGACAGGAGUUGAAGUUCUUACAGCUCGGUUGCCUUCUUCACCCAAAGUGUUCCCUUGGUUAAAUGCUUAA
Messenger RNA from Prunus armeniaca (apricot), 1191 nucleotides. The record is from the annotation of a GenBank genome assembly. Lineage: Eukaryota; Viridiplantae; Streptophyta; Magnoliopsida; Rosales; Rosaceae.